This is a messenger RNA of Apus apus (common swift), 1994 nucleotides long. It is a transcript of the gene SUSD5, whose product is annotated as sushi domain containing 5. Gene Ontology annotation, molecular function: hyaluronic acid binding. The transcript has 5 exons. The record is from RefSeq and is a predicted model, not a curated record. Lineage: Eukaryota; Metazoa; Chordata; Aves; Apodiformes; Apodidae. The coding region runs from base 1 to 1863 and encodes 620 amino acids. Gene Ontology annotation, biological process: cell adhesion; Notch signaling pathway.
AUGGCUUCAGCCUCUCAGAGAUUACCUCUCACCUUUCUCCAGGGUGUGGGAUCUGUAUUCUUCAUCCUUCGGAUCAUCUCUGUUCAGGCUGAUGGGAAAGUGUUUGCACUUGAGUCCAAGAACAACUCUCAGGUUCUGGAUUUAGCUGAAGCUGAGAAAGCUUGUGUUGACCUGAGUGCUCGCUUAGCAACUGCAGAAGAACUGAAAAGGGCUGUUCUGGACUGUUCUUUCGCUGGCUGCACCACGGGAUGGCUCGCUGGUGGCUCCACCGGGACAAUUAUAUGCAGAAAGACGGGCAGCAAACAGCAGAGCGUGAAAGCCAUUGAUGUUAAAAUUGAAACCAAGCCCUUUAUGAAUGACCAAUAUGAUGCUUUUUGUGUAAAGGAUGAAGACAAGCCCUGCGGGGACCCACCUUCCUUCCCCCACACCAUCCUACAUGGCCACACUGGCUUUGAGAUGGGAGAUGAGCUGCUGUACGUUUGUGCCCAGGGCUACGUCAUGGGCAACAAGGAGACGGCGUUCACGCUGCUCUGCGACAGCUGCGGGGAGUGGUACGGGCAGGUGCAGGCCUGCGUCAAAGAUGAAACUGAGGCUCACAUUGACUACGAAGAUAACUUUCCUGAUGACAGAUCAAUACCUAUUGCUGAGAAUGAACAUGUCAAUGGCAAAGAGGAAACUGAGCAUGGGCAAGAACAGCUUUCCCUUACUAAAGUUUCAGAGGAAGGCAGAACUGGAAUUAUCAAAGCUGUUACUCAGGACACACACACUUCUGAAAAAGGAAGCAGGGCACCAACUGAGUCCCCUGUGUCACUCCUAAGCCAAAAAAACUUGUUCUGGUUUCCAUCAGAGGCUUUCAGUGAGCCUGAAACAGAGAAACAGACAGAUGAUUCCACUAAAGCACAUUUUUCUGAAGGUGAUAACCACAUCGGAGGGAAGACGGCCUAUGAUGAACCUGGUGCCAAAAUGUUUUAUGACAGUGAGGAUUUUCCCAUUGGACCCUUUCUCACAACUAAUGAUACAAAGGCAGAGAUAGAUGCAGUGGCCAUUACUGACGAGUCAUGGUUAGAUGGCUAUCCAGUAACACAGGAAGUGGUAGAGGAUGAUGAAGAGGAGGGGGAUAAAGUUGAUGGAUCAAUGGGAACAGAAGAUGAUAUUGUUCUCACAACAGACCAACCAAAUCAUGUUGAAGUAGGAAAAUCAGGCAAUGGUAGCCCAGCUCCAGAGGAAGGUUUAACACAGAUUGUGGCAGCAACAACACGGAUAGAUGAUGAAGGGGCCAAAGAGACACCAGUACCACUUACAUCAGUGAGUGGUCUGGAGAACUUGAAUGUGAGCAGAAGUUAUGAUGAUGCCGCAUGGGACCACCCAACGGCAUCUCCAGAAACUAUGACUCAGGAGCCCACUUCAACAAUGCUGUUUGACAUAACCAGCUUAAAAACAUCCAUGUCAGAAACCUCUCUGAUGGUCAGUCCCUCCGAUCACACUCCACAUGCAGAAGCAAAAGAAACAACUGGCUACCCAGCACAAGUAGCAACCACUGCACCAGCUCCAGAUAUCAUUACUGACACAUCGUCCCAGGAAUUACCCGAGCAAGAAAAUCUCACCCAUGGCCUGGGAGAAGAGCCUGUCCCCACUUCUGAGCCAUGUGAGGGAGAAGAUUGUUCUAAGUCCAGCAAAGGUGCUAUCAUAGCAGUAAUUGUGAUUCUUCUCUGCUUGUUACUAGUUGCAGCUGUCCUGGCUGUGUGGUUUUUCAAAAGACGGCAGCAGAAAAAUUCUGUCUAUAAACUAAAUGGAAGGUGUCAACCCAGACAUCAUUGCUACCACCACUACCAUCACCAGCACAUUGAAAUGCAGAAGGUCUAACCAAGGGUCUUUUGUCAGAGAUGCUAGAAAUCAGAAGAAAAACAUAUUGACGCUAGAAGGAUCACAUGACUCAUGGAUGCCAAAAUCCAGCAGUGCAGAAAGCAGAUGUAAAAAAGAAUGAUAAAAGAACG